Messenger RNA from Trypanosoma theileri, 1878 nucleotides. RefSeq names its product putative ATP-dependent RNA helicase. The transcript has a single exon. Gene Ontology annotation, biological process: RNA catabolic process; mitochondrial RNA 3'-end processing. Gene Ontology annotation, molecular function: ATP binding; RNA helicase activity; hydrolase activity, acting on acid anhydrides. The record is from RefSeq and is a predicted model, not a curated record. Bases 1 to 1878 code for a protein of 625 amino acids. NCBI's taxonomy places the organism in Eukaryota, Euglenozoa, Kinetoplastea, Trypanosomatida, Trypanosomatidae. Gene Ontology annotation, cellular component: mitochondrial degradosome.
AUGCGUAGGGUGCUGGCGGUUUUCUACCUUCCUUCUCUGCAGCGAAGGACUUGCACAUCUUGUGGUGAAAAUGAACUUAUUCAAAAGGUAUGUGAACAGAUUUACUCCAGUAGCUCUGCCCGUGAACAAUUACGCCAAAUUAUUCAUGAGGCAUCUGUGGAGAAUGCACUGCGGCAUUUGGGUGAGUUCUGUAAGGACACAUCUUCUACGGUAAAUAACUGCUCUUGGCACACUAAACUCGUAGAUAUAUCGGAUGAUUUGGGUCGCAUCGCUGUUGUUUUACAAUAUUUUGAAGAUUGGUACGUUAAACGCAAGGCCCCAGAAAAGGUAACGAUGCAUGAACCAUGGAAUUGGUACCCAAAGGCUCGAUAUAUGCAUCGUCGGUUUAUUUUUCACUAUGGUCCUACUAACAGUGGAAAAACACAUGCUGCCUUGGAGGCUUUAGUAAAAGCGAAAAGUGGUGUUUAUUGUGCACCUCUUAAAGCGCUUGCGGCGCAAGUAUGGAAACGAAUAAAUGAGAAAGUACCAUGUGAUUUGCUUAUUGGCGAUGAACGUAAAUUUGGUGGUGGUGCAGAACAUGUCUCUUGUACAAUAGAAAUGACACCUAUUGAUUAUCAAAUUGAUGUUGGUGUUAUUGAUGAGGUGCAAAUGAUUUCUGACAGAGAUCGGGGAUGGGCAUGGACUCGUGCGUUAUUAGGACUUCCAGCACGUGAAAUUCACCUUUGUGGGGAAGAACGUGCCAUUACGCUCAUAAAAAAUUUAUUGUACAGAACACGUGAAUUACGUGGGGUUACACUAGUGGAACACAAACGUCUUGUUCCACUGGAAGUUUCCCCAUCUUUGAGAGGUAACUUGAGGAGUUUAGAAAAUGGUGAUUGUUUAGUCUGUUUUUCAAGAAAAUCAAUCUUUGAUAUGAAAGCCAAGUUGGAAAAACUUCCAGGUCUUGUUCCACAUUGUAUUUAUGGAUCAAUGCCUUUUGCUGUGCGUGAAACACAGGCAAUGGCAUUUAAUAAUGGUGUUGAAAAAACUAUUCAAGAAAAGGGUACGAAAAAACAUAUUCUGAUAUCUACAGAUGCGAUAGCUUAUGGAUUAAACAUGAAUAUUGAACGUAUUGUUUUUACAACAGUUAAGAAAUUUGAUGGAAAACAAAUGAUAACAUUACCACAAGCAACAGCUAUACAAGUUGCGGGACGUGCUGGUCGCUUCGGAUUAACCCGAUCUAAAAUAAUAGGACGUUGUACAACUCUUCAUUCUGAAGAUUUUUCGGUGCUUCAUGAUGCUAUGAAUAGUCGUCUUUCUCCUUUACUAAAGGCGGGUUUACUCCCAACAGCGGAUAUACUUGAACUUUAUAUUAGAUUACAUGCUACAAAUGAGGAGAUAAAAGAUUUAAAUGGGAAUGAAGUUUCAUUUUAUGAAAAAAUUAAAGAGUUUGCAAGAUGUUGUCAAUCUUCAGAUAUCUUUUUCCCAUGUGAUCUUUCCCGAUCACUCUUACAAAUUGCUAAAGAACUUGAAACUGUACGUGGUCUUUCUUUGAGUGAUCGAAUCCUUUUCUGCUAUGUGCCAUUAAAUGAUCGUAGUAAAGAGAGUUUUGAUUUAUUGAGAGCAUUCGCUAAAGAUCACGCUGCGGGACAACCUGUGCGUCUACGGAUUGAUGAAGAAUUUCAAAUAUUACUUAAACAAUAUGAAACUUUGCAUGAUCGUUGGAAUUCUAGAGAGGCACAACACAUAUUGACAAGAAUGGAGUAUAUCUAUCGUCAAGCAGAAGUUUACUGCUGGCUUGCCUGGAGGUUUGGCAAAACAUUUAUUCACCUUGAGGCAGGCGCAACACUAAAAGAGCGAGCAGCAUCAAAGAUGGAGGAGAUACUUCAAACUCUAUGA